CAUCGGACUUUCCAUCCCGCUUUGUCAAGAGCGUUGGGAAACUUCUUGAAACGAUAUAUGCCAUGCCUCUCCCCGCCUGGCCGUUCUAUCUUCUCAUCCCAACGUUCAUUUUGCUCCACUUGUUCGUUUCGCCAUACACGAAAGUUGAAGAGUCAUUUAAUCUCCAAGCUAUACACGAUAUAUUGAUCCAUGGCAUCCCUACAGAAAACGCCGACCAAUUUUUAACUUCAAACUAUGACCAUGUUUCGUUUCCUGGUAGCGUGCCGCGUACCUUCGCUGGUGCGUUGUUGUUGAGUGGACUUUCAAGACCGUGGGUUGCACUGUUGAACUCUACUACGCAGUUGCAGCUGCUGGUCAGAGGGGUGCUUGGUCUGCUCAACGCAUUCGCUCUCAUCGCGUUCGGGAGAAGCGUGCAAAGAGCAUUUGGAACGAGCGCAGGCAUAUGGUAUGCUAUGUUCCAAGCAAGCCAAUUCCAUGUCGUCUAUUAUGCUUCGCGAACGUUGCCAAACAUGUUUGCUUUGGUAUUCAGCAAUCUUGCAUUACGAAGUCUGCUCAAUGCAUAUGCCCUUCCGUGGAACCGUCAAGGUGUCUCAAGAGGCUAUAGACUAAGUCUAUAUUUGCUCACUAUUGCCGGUAUCGUCUUUCGCUCUGAGCUAGCUAUUCUAGUCGGGACUAUUACACUGUACCUGUUCGUCACGCAAAGAAUCUCCAUCACCGGCGUCAUCAUCCCUGCUGGGCUCGGAGGACUCAUCAUAGGCCUCUUAUGCACAGUGCCUUUAGACUCUUUCUUUUGGCAGUCUUUCCCUUUAUGGCCCGAAUGGACCGGGUUCUACUAUAAUACCAUCCAAGGACGCUCGGCAGACUGGGGUAUCUCGCCAUGGCACUACUACUUUGCGAAUGCGCUUCCACGACUACUCUUAAAUCCAACAACCUAUCUGUUCUGCAUUCCAGUUGCUGUCUUGAAUGCAGCAACUCGUAGACGAAGCCUCGACCUACUCAUCCCUCUGCUAAGCUUCAUAGGCUUUUACAGCUUGCUCCCACACAAAGAGUGGCGAUUCAUCAUCUACGUUGUCCCGGGGCUGACGGCCAUAGCUGCGGUAGGCGCAUCCUGGAUCUGGACACGAAGAGGCAAGUCGCUGAUCUACAGUGCUCUGAGCUUGGUUCUCGCUGCCUCCGUUUUAGUGUCCUUUUCGGUAUCGACUGCCAUUCUAGGAAUGUCCAGUCUCAACUAUCCUGGGGGCGAGGCCUUAAAUGUACUACAUAAUGGGAUUCGACACCCCCCAAAACAACACUUUGAUGUCUACUUUGAUAAUCUCGCAUGUCAGACGGGCGUCACGCGCUUCCUAGAGAGCCAUAGCAGACCGCAGACAAUAUUCGAUGUCUUAGAAGCAAAAAACACCAUAGGGAACCGAACAUGGGCAUACGACAAGACAGAAGAUCCUACAACCCUUCAUGAUCCAAUGUUUUGGGCCAAGUUCGACUAUGUUCUUGCUGAAAGACCGGAGAAAGUGAUCGGCAGCUGGGCUGUUGUACACGUUGUGUAUGGCUUUGGUGGAGUCAGGCUACUGAAACCUGGUGAAGAGAGCGGCUCGCCAAUGGAGCCAUUAUACAAUAAUAAUGGCAAGGUUGCUGUCGAUGAGGGCUGGGCAUGGAAAGUUGCAAAUGUAUGGCGUGGGUUGGAAGAGCUAUUAAGGGAUUCAGUCUUGCGAGGCAACUGGGCUGAAAUAAGGAUGGAGCCUAGGAUCCGGAUAUUGCAGAACCAGAUGAAGUAGACAUCAGAUACAAAGCAUGAAUGUGGUCCAGAUC
Molecule: messenger RNA, 1806 nt
Organism: Cucurbitaria berberidis CBS 394.84
Lineage: Eukaryota; Fungi; Ascomycota; Dothideomycetes; Pleosporales; Cucurbitariaceae
Product: glycosyltransferase family 22 protein
Exons: 3
Coding region: 63-1772 (569 amino acids)
Biological process (GO): protein N-linked glycosylation
Cellular component (GO): endoplasmic reticulum membrane
Molecular function (GO): alpha-1,6-mannosyltransferase activity
Source: RefSeq, a predicted model, not a curated record